AUGCCCCGCUCCGAUGAGGCAGAAUGGUGGUUCAACGCCGUCUACGAAGCCGUGCAAGCUAUCCCCGCUGGCAAAGUGACGUCCUACGGGCACAUCGCCCUGCUGCUUGGUGAACCCAAAAGACCCCGGCAGGUGGGCAUUUGUCUCAAACAUUUGCCGUCGGAGCCUUCGAGUUAUUUCCACGCUGGCAAUGUGCCCUGGCAGCGGGUGAUUAAUUCUAAGGGCAUGAUCUCGCACCGUGGGCCUGGUAGUGCUGAGCGCCAGGCGGAGGUGCUGCGCCAGGAGGGCGUUGAGGUCGAGACGGAUAGUAUGGGCGAAUUCUACGUGGAUCUUGCGCGGUAUGGAUGGUUUCCGGAUCGGUUGCCUGGGGAGGAAGACGAAGAAGAAGUAUCGGAUCUUGAAGAAGAGUAA
Aspergillus clavatus NRRL 1 is the source of this 411-nucleotide messenger RNA. Its product is annotated as MGMT family protein. The record is from RefSeq and is a predicted model, not a curated record. Lineage: Eukaryota; Fungi; Ascomycota; Eurotiomycetes; Eurotiales; Aspergillaceae. The transcript is spliced from 3 exons. Gene Ontology annotation, molecular function: catalytic activity. Gene Ontology annotation, biological process: DNA repair. Bases 1 to 411 code for a protein of 136 amino acids.